Orbicella faveolata is the source of this 1193-nucleotide messenger RNA. Its product is annotated as tyrosine-protein phosphatase non-receptor type 13-like. The record is from RefSeq and is a predicted model, not a curated record. Gene Ontology annotation, cellular component: cytoskeleton. NCBI's taxonomy places the organism in Eukaryota, Metazoa, Cnidaria, Anthozoa, Scleractinia, Merulinidae. Gene Ontology annotation, molecular function: protein binding.
CAAUGUUUAUAUAUUUCGUUCUGAAACCCAUGUAGUCGUUGAUGUUGAUUUUUAGUUAUAUUUCACGGAACCUUUCAUUUUUGCAGGAGGCACAGAAACUACAGGAAUAUGGAAUUAUAUUUAACAAGGUUUCCAAGUAUAAAAAGGACAAGAGAGGCAGUUUCAGUUUAGGGAUCAGUGUGAGAGGACUCAUUGUUUAUGAGGAGAGAGGAAUCGUCAAAAGUCCAACGUUUCGUCAUCCUUGGCAAAACAUUAAAAGAAUGGCAUUUCAUCGGAGACGGUUUUUUAUCGAAGCACACGGUGACCCGGAGACAUCCAAGAUGGUGCUGUACACCUGCAGCUAUAAGAAGUCGAGGUAUCUACUGAAAAUGUGUACGUCGUUCUACAAGUUCCAAAUGAUGAUGGGAAUGAAAUUGUCCAGCCUCAAGGAAUAUCCAAAAGAUGGAGGUAAAAUGAAAUUUAUUUUGACUAUUAUGUAUUUCAAGAACUCUGUUUUUAAUGUCAUUGAAGUUUCCUUUACGAAAGUAGUUACGGUCUGCUGUCGACAACAAUUGCAUUAAGAAAACUGUAGCGUUUUUCAUAUUAUGUCGACUCGAUCGCCCCUAUAACAUUUGAGAUACUGACUGUAAAGCAAGAAAUUCAGUGUUCGGUAAAAAAAUAUUGUAAUAUGUGUUAAUUGGACUCUUAACAUAACCAUCCUAGCAAUAACGUUCGUUGAAAGAGAUUAAAAACUGUGCUGUCGCAAGUAAAAUUUUAAAGUGAAAACUGCCGGAUCAGGAAGACUCAAAAUGCGGCUUCAUGGCAAAGCUUUGCAUACAACGCGUGUCGGGCGUCGACGUCAACUUUAUGUCGUCCGCUUAAAAGGUGAAGCUAGAAUUUAAACAGAUUGAAAAAAUAUAAAAUCAGUACAGCUAUACAUGUACACAAGGUAUUGCAUUGAAACUUUCUUAAUCUCAGUAAUGUUUUCUUGAUACAAGCUAGUAAACAUGAUAGAUAUGUCAACUCUGUAACACGUUGUACAAACUAUACUUCAUCUUAGCUCAACUGGAAAUAAACAAAGCGUAUGUCAUUAAUUCGUGAUUAUGACGGAGUUUGGAUGCUGGGAACCAUAGCUACGUUUUCCGUUUAAUCGCUUAAACCAAUUGUAACUGUAGAAUUUCGGGAAUAAAAUUAAUAUUUGCGGAUAAACGGGC